Molecule: messenger RNA, 826 nt
Organism: Acaromyces ingoldii
Lineage: Eukaryota; Fungi; Basidiomycota; Exobasidiomycetes; Exobasidiales; Cryptobasidiaceae
Exons: 1
Coding region: 242-724 (160 amino acids)
Source: RefSeq, a predicted model, not a curated record
CGUCAGUGCGAAAGCCGAUCACCUUCGGCAAGCCAGUGAGAAUCAUUUGUUGGGUGACGAUUGUGCUGAUUUCCCCAACUUUUUUGGUCUCCGCUCACAGCUAUAUAUAGACCACUUUUAUCUCGAGAAAUCAGCUCCUGUGUUGAGGCAAAAACCAAAACUUAGUCUUCCUUUGGCGAAGACUCCCCACUCGAAUCGCCUAUCAAUCACUUCCACCUUCCUCUCCGCGUACUUUGUCAUCAUGCCCAUGUGCGACAUCUUCCUGCCUUCGGGCUGCUUCAAAGCCGAAGUCGAGACGAAAUUGGUCUCCACCGUUUCCGAUCUCAUCGUGGACCACGAAAUCCGCAGGUGGUCAGAGCUUAUCGGCGGCGACACUACCGUUAUCAAAGAGGCUGCAGGAAGAAUUGCUUGGAUGUUUGUCCAUCACUUUGACAACAUGUACGUGGCAUCAGCCCAGACCAGUCUUCCUCACUACAAAUUCGUCAUCACAAUUCCGGAAGGCACUAUCGACGAUCGCUUUGCGCCAGCAAUCUCACGAGACAUCUUUUCUGCGCUGAAAGAGGCAGAAGGCGAGGCAUCCAGAGGUUUGUCGGCUCGUGUAUGGAUCAUCAUCCGAGAGGUCAAGGAUGGCAUGUGGUGCGCCGGCAAUAGGCCCAUGCCUCUACAGACCAUGAAAGACUUUCUGGAAAAUGAAAGUAAGACCAAGUCGCGUGCCGAAUUGUAAGAGCUCCUGAAAAUGUAGUCUCAAUUCUAUUUCUUCUUGUGCUUUUUCUGGCGGCGGAAUAAAAGGCACAGUAGUCGGGGUCUCUCAGUUGAGAAUUCGGGC